Neodiprion fabricii is the source of this 2264-nucleotide messenger RNA. RefSeq lists its product as uncharacterized. The transcript is spliced from 6 exons. Bases 300 to 2126 code for a protein of 608 amino acids. NCBI's taxonomy places the organism in Eukaryota, Metazoa, Arthropoda, Insecta, Hymenoptera, Diprionidae. The record is from RefSeq and is a predicted model, not a curated record. Gene Ontology annotation, cellular component: membrane.
GGUGGCGCCACUCGCAAAUCCGACUGAGAUAGCAUUUCUGUUUACUAAUCGAUCAUCAUUGUGGGAGAGUUUGUAGCUAAUACUUUCAUAUUUUAGACUGGCGGUUGGGUUAUGGGAUUGGAAUAAUAGUGAAGGAAUGAGAAAAUGUGGGUGCUGUCAAUAUGAUUUGACAAUGCGUGUCGUUCGUGGUUUGACUGAAUAUCUGGUGUGGUGAUUGAGAUGACGGUGAAUAUGCACUGACGAAAACUAAGCAACAUUGUUGACGGUGGACGGUAUAUAAUGAGAUAACGAAACGCAGAAUGAGAUACAGCGGAGUCCUCAGCUAUGCGGUGCUCACGCUAAAUCUGCAUUUUACUGGUCAAGCUAGGGGAAGCGGUUCUUGCAAGGACGUACAGGGCCGAUUCUUUGAGUCGGGAUUCCACUACAGCCCUGGCCCGGAUGCGUGCACUCUCUGCGUCUGCGACAAUGGGAAUCCAAAAUGGUGCAAGGCGGUUCUCUGCUCCCAGCCACAGGACUGCAAAUCUUUUCGUGUUGGCACCACUUGCUGCGAGUUUAUCUGCAUGGACGACACUCUCCCAGUCGGUGGUGGAGAUGGAAACAGUGGAAUCGGAGGCGGCUUGGGAGAUGGCAACACGUCAAGCGACAUGGGACUUCGUCUCGUCGCCAGCUGCAUCACUGCCAUAUUGUCACUUUCUCUCAUAUUCUUUUUGAUCCAUCGACUUCGCCAGAGAAAAAUUAGAGUUUGUGUGGCAGGGAGGCAAAACCGGCAACUAACCGACGAGCAGAGAAGUCUUGGUAGUAUGGGAUACCUAGAAAGAGGUGGAUUGUCGCACGGUGGACCAGCAGAUGACAUGUCAUGCGGAGGUGGUUAUCCGUUGUGGAAACCACCAGGUAAUUAUUUUCCACGCGGAGAAGCUCCACCACCAUAUGAAGAAGCAGUAGCAGCUGCGAGAGCAGAGCAAGCUUUGCUAUCUGCAAGUCCACACGCGUUAUCACCAUUGAAUUUCUCUGGCGCGUAUUUGUCGGUGAAUCACGGCACUCAUCCUUCAUCAGUCGCGACUGUAGCAAAUAGCCAAAUUGGCCUCUCAGUCACAACGCCAAAUCUCUCAGACAGACAUGGAGCAUCUACGUCUCCGAUGAUACUGUCGAUGAAUAGGCCUUUGAGCAGCCCUAACACUCACUCAAAUACCCAUCAAGUAAAUCAGGGCGAAUCCAUGACAGUUGGGGCCUAUGCGAGUAGCUCUGUAACCACAUUUAACAUAGGACCUAACACUUACGAAAAUCUCCCACCACCGCCAAGCAUCAUCACGAACCAAACUAACGAUUUAUCUCAGAGUAAUAUUUUACCUCUACCACCUUCCCACUCCACUAUUCCAAAAGCCUAUCACCAGCACACGACUCUACCUCGCCAGGGCGCUGGCGCCUUUACCAUAUCUGCAACAUUGCCCACCUCGGGCACAUCCAGCCAUCGCACUAUUCCCAGAACCCUGGCUACCAGUGGCAGUCUCAGAUUGAGAAGAGAGUUUACUGCUCAUCAGCCCGUUGCUCCCCUUUUCGAUACCCCACCACGGAAUGUAUCCCCUCAGAAUACUCCACAAUCUGCUCCACCGACUGCAUCAACCAAUGACAAUUCUAUUCAUUCGGAUGCAUUUUAUGAUGAUGUACUUGUUGGAUUACCAACUGCUGCGCCGCAGGUUGAGGGGGAGCCGCCUACCCAACCAAGUCCCAAUCUAACAAAUUGUGACUUUAAGCCUAAAAUUCCUUCAACUACUGAAGUGAACCAAGAUGGAAGCAUCGAAUCUGUGGCAUGUGCUUGCAGCAUGCAAGCUCUGCCGACAUUGCACGACGACGCGGAUGACUAUCGCAGUGAAUGUGAGAAUUGCAAGAGUGCAAACGGUUCCCGAUAUUAUCUGGACAACCAGGAUGAAUUAGUUACUUCUCCACACGAGACAAUGACAUUGCAUCGUAGACCAGAGGAAACACCGCUAGGCACCGCACCCCAGUAUUAUCGUACUUCCUUGACACUGCCCACUAGUACCCGUCAGCGUACGAGGAGCACCGGAGCUCGUGAAAAUUGGUUCAGCUCAAUGCCUGAAAGCUCCACAGAGUCUUCAGAUGAAGAUUAAAAUUUGAAUUUAAAAACAAACAACAAAAAAUCAACUAACAAAAACAAAAAAAAACUCAUAGUUGUGCAUCAUAUUAGGUAUUUAGAAAAAAAAAAAAAACUACGUACAAGAAGCAGCUUGAAUACGCGAGUGCCAAAA